AUCUCAGGGCGUUUGGGCUGAAUCAGGAAGAGAACAGGAAAAGUGAAAGAAAAUAGAAAUGAUGUUUGUCAGGUAAAGCUGUGAACGUUUGACGGUAUAAUUGGCCUCAUUCCGCCAUGAGGAGAGUUACGCUGUUUGUGAACGGAACCUCGACAAACGGAAAGGUGGUGGCCGUGUACGGGUCUCUGGAGGAUCUGCUCACCGUGGCCAGCUCCAAACUGGGCAUAAGAGCCUCUAGUGUUUACAACGGGAACGGCGGCCUCAUCGACGACAUCACGCUGAUCAGAGACGACGACGUGCUGUACGUCUCAGAGGGAGAUUCCCUGGAAGGUGAGAGAGGUCCUCAGGAGGAGCCCAGAGGUCCUGACGAGGGUCAGACCGACUGGCUGACGCUCAACGUGGGCGGACGAUGCUUCACCACAACAAGGAGCACGCUGGUCAGGAAAGAACCUGAGAGCAUGUUGGCCCACAUGUUCAGAGAGAAAGAUGUUUGGGGGAACAAGCAGGACUCUCAGGGGGCGUACUUGAUCGAUCGCAGUCCAGACUACUUUGAACCUAUCCUGAAUUAUCUGAGACACGGACAGCUCAUUAUCAAUGACGGCAUCAACCCUCUGGGUGUGCUGGAAGAGGCUCGUUUCUUUGGUAUAGAACAGCUUGCGGAACAGCUGGAGACCCUGAUAAAGUUAUCUCAGCCCCCUGAGGACCAUUCUCCUCUGACCCGGAAGGAGUUUAUUAGGUACCUGUUGGCCACAACAACCAAGUCAGAGCUGCGGUGUCAGGGUCUGAACUUUCACGGUGCAGAUCUGUCUCGUCUGGAUCUGCGUUACAUCAACUUCAAGAUGGCCAACCUGAGAGGAGCCAACCUGACUCACUCCAACCUUAGCGGGGCAAACCUGGAGCGAGCCGACCUGUCCAUGGCAUGUCUCGAUGGGGCCAAUCUGCAGGGUGUGAAAAUGCUGUGCACCAAUGCUGAAGGGGCUUCACUGAGAGGCUGCAACUUUGAGGAUCCGUCUGGAAUUAAAGCCAAUCUGGAGGGGGCCAACCUGAAGGGUGUGGACAUGGAGGGAAGUCAGAUGACGGGCAUUAACCUGAGGGUUGCCACACUGAAAAACGCCAAACUGAAGAACUGCAAUUUGAGAGGAGCGACUCUGGCCGGGACGGACCUGGAGAACUGUGACCUGUCGGGCUGUGACCUUCAGGAGGCCAACCUGAGAGGCUCCAAUGUGAAGGGCGCCAUCUUUGAGGAGAUGCUGACUCCUCUCCACAUGUCUCAGAGUGUUCGGUAAAACCCAGCACUCACAGCUGAAAUGUCCCAAAAAAUUGAAAAUGAAUGCACAAACAGACAUCUAACACAGUGAGUGUUUGAUAAUCAGACGCAUUCAUCUACCUGUAAAUAAAUAAAAAUCUGUUUAUUUGUGGCUCAUGAAGUACAUUGGCCAAUGAUCCUGAAACUACACCAAAUGUUGUAUUCACUCCAAACCAAAUGCAUCAACCUGCUUUUGACAGGCUUCAUUUUUAAACAUUUUUUGAAUGUAAAGGUUGAACUUUUCAUCAUGUCAAAAGAGUCCAGUAUCCAUCUGUACUGUAUGGAGCUUCAUAGCAACUGGUGUUUACUAAAGCAGUAUGUACCUACUAUACAGUAUUCCUGACUAGGUUGCAAUAAUUUAGGAUAUACAAGAUGACAAAGCAAACAAUGCACAUUUUUAUAGAAAGGAACAGACAUUUAACGUGUAAUAGAGACAAACAGCUGCUUUAUUUACAUGUUUAGUUCCUGCUGAUGUAUUUUGGUAAACGUCCAGUCCUGCUGAGCUGCACUGAAUGUAAAACCUCUGAGGGGUUAAACUUGAUCAGUCUGUCUUCUCCUCUGUGCUGUACUUUUUAUAUUGUUAUCAAAAGUAAAUGUUUUUACUGGGUAAAUCUGUCAUUUGGUAUAUAUGAACAUGUAGAAAUUAAAUAUGCACAGUACAAAGA
Molecule: messenger RNA, 1971 nt
Organism: Betta splendens (Siamese fighting fish)
Lineage: Eukaryota; Metazoa; Chordata; Actinopteri; Anabantiformes; Osphronemidae
Gene: kctd9b
Product: potassium channel tetramerization domain containing 9b
Exons: 12
Coding region: 117-1286 (389 amino acids)
Biological process (GO): protein homooligomerization
Molecular function (GO): protein binding
Source: RefSeq, a predicted model, not a curated record